AUGGUCGCAGACACUACCUACUACGAUGCCCUUGGCGUGCCACCCACGGCCACAGAACUCGAAAUUAAGAAGGCCUAUCGGAAACUGGCCAUCGUGACCCAUCCUGAUAAGAAUCCUGGCGAUGAGACUGCGCAUGCGAGAUUCCAGGCGAUUGGAGAAGCCUACCAAGUUCUCAGCAAUGAGGAGCUACGAAAACGUUAUGAUAAAUAUGGAAAGGAAGAUGCAGUUCCGGGCGGCGGUUUCG
Messenger RNA from Aspergillus thermomutatus, 244 nucleotides. RefSeq names its product J domain-containing protein (gene DJP1). The record is from RefSeq and is a predicted model, not a curated record. The annotation marks the transcript as partial. NCBI's taxonomy places the organism in Eukaryota, Fungi, Ascomycota, Eurotiomycetes, Eurotiales, Aspergillaceae. The transcript is spliced from 3 exons. Gene Ontology annotation, biological process: protein import into peroxisome matrix. Gene Ontology annotation, cellular component: cytosol.